CAAAUUAAUAAAAAAAAAAAAAGCUCAAGUCCGACAACGUCAUCCGUGUUUCCAGAGUCAAUAUACAAUAAUUACAAAAUUAAUUGUAAUAAUUGCAUUAAAUAAAACAAAGUGCCAUCAGUAUAUACAUCGUCAAACCGGAGUGAAAUUAAUUACUCUUUAAAUUAAUAACAAACGAAAAAUAAAACGAGUGGAUAUUGGAUUUAAAAAAAAAAUAAAUAAAUAAAAAAUAAAAGAAAAACACAAAACGCUGUUGUUAUAACAUCGCGAUUGUUUUGGAGGAUUAAUUAUUAUUCAAGAAAGAUAAUCGCGAUGUCACGAUACGACGAUGGUAGAAGACGUGGAAAUACAACAAGUACCAGUAGCAGUUCAAGUAAAAUGCGUAUGGAUACAGGUGUACAAUCACGUGGAUAUGGUGAACGUGAUAAUUCGACAAGUAAACGUAAAGAGUUGGAUAAUGUUAUGAGAAAAGCACGUGAAUCACAAUCAAGUUAUUGGAAUAAAAAAUUACUUGAAGCUGAAGAACGUGAUCCAAAUCGUUGGCGUCAUUCUGGUUAUAAAGAAUUAUAUGUUGGUGGAAGUGGUGGUGGACAAGGACAAGGACAAAGUAGUAGUAAUGAUACUGGACGUAAUCAUAAUCCAAGAAGUCCACGUAGUCCAAGACCAAGAUCACCACAUUCACCAAAAACACGUAGUCCAAGAGGUGAACAAAUACGUGAACGUACAAAUAUUAAAACACGUCCAGCACGUAGUCCAAGUAGUGGUAGUACAUGUUCUGAUAAAUCAUGUUCAGUAUGUUCACCACGUGAUAAUAAUAGAUAUCGUCGUACAACUGGAAAUUCAAGAUCACGUUCAAGAUCAAUUUUAACACCAGUUAGACAACGUCAUACAAAAGAAACAAUUGUAUCAACAACAAAUUCAUCAUCACGUCAAACAGCACAACAUCGUACAAGACCAAGAUCACCACCAUUACCACCAAUGCCAAGACCACGUUCACCACCUUUACGUGAAGCAGCAUCAUCAUCAUCAUCACAACAACAACAGCAUCAUCAACAUCAUCAUCAACAACAACAACAACAGCAACAUUUAUCAAGACAACAACAUAAAGAAUACAGAGCAAUUAAAGAAAAAGAAGCUAAAUUAAGACGUAAAGAAAGAUCAGAAAGACAACAUUCAAGGGUACCUGAGGAUCCAAGAGUGCCUGAUCCAAUACCAUUGAUGAGAAGACCAGUUAAAAUUGAAAAAACAAGUAGUGGACAUGGUAAAGUAGCAGCUGUAUCACAUCCAGUUGUUGAAUCAUCAGUUAGUGAAGAUAGUGAUAGUUCAUCAAAUGCAUCACAAGUUGGUCCACCAAAAAUGACUCUAUCAGAAAGAUUUGGUAAAAUGGCACAAUGGAGUGUUGAUAGACGUGAUAUGGAAAAUAUGAGAAUAACAAAAGAUGGUGAAAAUGCAAUGAAAGUUGUUAUUGAAGGUGAAGAAAGAAUUGCUAGAUUAGGAUAUGAUUCACCACCACCAGGACAUUAUCCAGAAUCAUUAGCAGCACAAGGACCACGUGGUCUUGAUUGUUGGGAUGAUGUACGUGUUAGAUAUGAUUAUUAUAAAGCACGUGGUUAUUUACGUGAUUUAACACUUGAUGAUUAUGUUAAAUGGGAAGAAUGGUGGUAUAAAUAUCAAGAAUGGCUUGAAGCUGAACGUUAUUAUGAACAAUGGGCAACAUCUGGUGGACGUCUUGGUGGAGGUGGUGGUAGAAAACGUCGUGGUAGACGUAACAAUCCUAAUCAUUAAUCAUUUCAUUAUUGUUUUUAUUCUAUUUUUUCCUUAUUUUUUUUUUCAUAUUAUUUCAUCAAGUUUAUAAUAACAAUUACAUUGAUUAAAUCAUCAUUUUAAUUAUUAAUAAUCAAUUGAUUAUUAUCAUUAUUUAUCUUUAAAUAUAUUUCUUUCCAUAACUAAUCAUGCUUAGUUGUUAAAUGAACAAAAUUAUAAAGUUUAUUGUAAACGGUAUUGUAUAUUAAUUAAUUAAUU
Aphidius gifuensis is the source of this 2022-nucleotide messenger RNA. RefSeq names its product serine/arginine repetitive matrix protein 2. Lineage: Eukaryota; Metazoa; Arthropoda; Insecta; Hymenoptera; Braconidae. The record is from RefSeq and is a predicted model, not a curated record. The coding region runs from base 313 to 1785 and encodes 490 amino acids. The transcript is spliced from 5 exons.